Molecule: messenger RNA, 26741 nt
Organism: Rattus norvegicus (Norway rat)
Lineage: Eukaryota; Metazoa; Chordata; Mammalia; Rodentia; Muridae
Source: RefSeq, a predicted model, not a curated record
AAUCCCUUUAGGCUUCCCGUUGCCAUGGCGACUGUGUACACAGCCCGUCGGCUAGUCGUCCUGGUUGCCUACAGAGCUCCCUCAAGUUGCUGCAGUUAUAGCGGUCGCUCUCCAGGAGCGCCGCUGCCUCGCGAGUGGCUGAAGAUGGACCCACCAAUGGAGAUUCAGUCACCCUCUGACUUCCAGCUAUGAGUAUCACCUUCAACUACCAUUUCUUGAGCACCUGGUGUGUGCUGGGCGCUGUUCUGGACCUUGUGGGGGGAAUCACAGGAGAUAAAAGACACAAUCGUUAUCCUCAAGCAGCUUGUAAUUCUAUUUGGGAGCUGAAGCCCGCAUAAAUGAAGCGACAUAAGAACGGUAACAAGCAGUAUCUCAGUAGAAUGGGUACUAGGAAAAAGGUUCAAGCCUUUGUUCGUGUCAAGCCUACUGACGACUUUGCCCAUGAAAUGAUCAAAUAUGGAGAGGACAACAAAAGCAUUGAUAUUCAUUUGAAAAAAGACACUCGGAGAGGAGCCGUCAAUAACCAGCAGACAGACUGGUCAUUCAAGCUGGACGGAGUUCUUCAUGAUGCCUCCCAGGACUUGGUUUAUGAAACAGUUGCCAAGGAUGCAGUUUCUCAGGCCCUUGAUGGAUACAACGGUACCAUCAUGUGUUACGGGCAGACAGGAGCUGGCAAGACAUACACCAUGACAGGGGCAACGGAGAAUUACAAGCACCGGGGUAUUCUCCCUCGUGCCCUGCAGCAGGUGUUUAGGAUGAUUGAAGAGCGUCCCACACACGCCAUCACAGUCCGUGUCUCCUACUUGGAAAUCUACAAUGAGAACCUGUUCGAUCUCCUGUCCACUCUGCCCUAUGUUGGACCCUCAGUCACCCCAAUGACUAUCGUGGAAAACCCUCAAGGGGUCUUCAUUAAAGGCUUGUCCGUGCAUCUCACCAGCCAAGAGGAGGACGCGUUCAGCCUCCUCUUUGAGGGAGAGACCAACAGGAUCAUUGCCUCCCACACGAUGAACAAGAACUCAUCCAGGUCACACUGCAUUUUCACCAUCUACAUGGAGGCUCAUUCUCGGACCUUAUCAGAUGAAAAGUAUAUCACUUCCAAAAUCAACCUGGUAGACCUGGCAGGCUCAGAGAGGCUCAGCAAGACGGGGUCAGAAGGUAGAGUCCUAAAGGAAGCCACCUACAUCAACAAGUCGCUGUCAUUCUUGGAGCAGGCUAUCAUUGCCCUGGGGGACCAGAAUCGGGACCACAUCCCUUUCCGGCAGAGCAAGCUCACCCAUGCUCUGAAAGACUCCUUAGGGGGAAACUGCAAUAUGGUCCUUGUGACAAACAUCUAUGGAGAAGCUGCCCAGUUAGACGAAACGCUAUCUUCGUUGAGGUUUGCCAGCAGGAUGAAGCUUGUCACCACUGAGCCUGCCAUCAAUGAGAAGUAUGAUGCCGAGAGAAUGGUCAAGAAUUUAGAGAAGGAACUGGCAUUGCUUAAGCAGGAACUGGCCAUCCAUGAUAGUCUGUCCAACCGCACCCUCGUGAAUUAUGACCCCAUGGAUGAGAUCCAGAUUGCUGAGAUCAACUCCCAAGUACGGAGGUACCUGGAGGGGACACUGGACGAGAUUGACAUAAUCAAUCUAAGGCAGAUUCAGGAGGUAUUCAACCAGUUCAGGGUGGUUCUGAGCCAACAGGAGCAGGAAGUAGAGUCUGCCUUGCGCAGGAAGUACACUCUCAUAGACAAAAAUGACUUUGCAGCCAUUUCUGCUGUCCAGAAGGCAGGGCUUAUGGAUGUUGAAGGGCACCUGGUGGGUGAGCCUGAUGGACAAAGCUUUGGACUUGGGGUUGCUCCUUUUUCUGUCAAACCUGGGAAGAAAUCUAAGACUAAGAAGACAACCAAAGACCAGUUCAGCUCCUCAGCAAGAAAGGAAGGUGCCAGCAGCCCUGUGAGUGGCAAGGACUUUGAUAUGACUUCCAUCUCCAAGACCCAGCUGAUCCCAUCUUCCAAAGAAGGGGAUCUCAAAGAUAUGCUUGUGCGAGAAAGGGAAACUUCCAGCAUUGAGCCCCUUCCCUCAGACUCUCCAAAGGAAGAAUCUCGUGCACUCAGACCCAGCACCCCACCUUCUAAGCCUGUGGCCUUUGAAGAGUUUAAGAAUGAACGAGGUAGUGAGAUCAACCGCAUCUUCAAAGAAAACAAAUCCAUUUUAAAUGAACGGAAGAAAAGGGCCAGCGAGACAACCCAGCGCAUCAAUGCCAUCAAGCAGGAGAUUGAUGUGACCAAAGAGGCACUGAAUUUCCAGAAGUCAUUACGGGAGAAGCAAGGAGAGUACGAGAACAAAGGCCUGAUGAUCAUUGAUGAGGAGGAAUUUCUGUUGAUCCUGAAGCUCAAAGAUCUGAAGAAGCAGUAUCGAAACGAGUACCAGGAACUUCGAGACCUCCGGGCUGAGAUCCAGUACUGUCAGCGCCUGGUGGAUCAGUGUCGCCACCGCUUGCUCAUGGAAUUUGACAUCUGGUACAAUGAGUCCUUUGUCAUCCCCGAGGAUGUUCAGGUAGCACUGAAGCUAGGCAGCAGCAUCCGGCCAGGCAUGGUGCCUAUCACCAGGAUUGUAUGUCUGGGAGAAGAUGACCAGGACAGGUUCAGCCAGCUGCAGCAGACUGUCUUGCCUGAGGGUCCUGAUUCCAUCUCCUUCUACAAUGCCAAAGUCAAGACAGAACAGAAGCACAGUUAUAUGAAAACCAUGGUGGGCCUCCAACAGUCACACAGAAAAUAGUCUCAUCCGUAGCUUGAAGGCCAGCAGCUCUAGUCUGCUCUCAGGAAGCUGCUAAGCCACAUGCUCAGAGCUCCAGCCACUCAGCUGCACGAUGGGACCAAACCCAGAGAGCACACAAUUGCCUGCCUACUAGGAUGAACAUCCUCCAAAGGACACCCUUGCUCCUCUUCACAGAAUAUUUUUGAUUUUACGUUACUACCAUGUGUAAAAGCAAGAUAAAAUUAUGUUUUAUUUCCUGUCUGAAAGGACAUCCUCCUUAUGUACAGGUUGUGGCUAAAACCAAGUCCUAGUGUUUGCCUACCAAGCAUGACACCUGGGAUUUGAUCCUUAGUAAAAUACACACAGACACAGACACAGACACAGACACACACAGACACAGACACACACAGACACACAGACACAGACACACACAGACACACACAGACACACACACACACACACACACACACACACGUGCAUGUAGGGAUGGGAGGAGUGAGGGUGUAGCUCAGUGGUAGAAUACUUGUCUAACAUUCAUGGAGCUCUUCCAUCUCCAACACCACCAAAAAGAAAAAUAGCUACUAUUGUAGCUAGGCAUGGUAGGAUAGGCUGUAGUAAUCCUGGCACUUGGGUGGUGGCAAUGGGAAGAUGAGGAGUUCAGAGUUACCCUCAGCUAUAUAUCCAGUUCAGGAUCAGCCUGGACUGUAGGAAACCCUAUGUCAAUCUAAUUUUAUUGUGUAGAAAAUCAAAAUAGCAAUUCAGACUCCUUCUGGUGGGUGUUGCUCCCCAGUUGGUCUCUCCUGUCUUCGGUGGACAUCCUGAGAUGAGCUUACUCUGAGAAAACUUCUUCCAGUUCUCUCAGCCCACUCUCUGCUCCUGGCCUCUGAAGACAGGAGGAAGUCCUUCUUCCUUGACAACUAGAAGAGUAUCAGAUCUAGUUAGUGACCUACAAAAGGCAGAACUGGGUCCCCGUGCCCAGGAGUGCAUGGCCUUAGAUAGCACAGCCUUUCUGGCCAUGCUCACAUGUGCAAUAGGUGUUGCAGCUUCUCUGUGUCUUGGCCCCUCCUUUUCCUUAGUGUGUGACUGAAAGUACACACAAGUGAAAGUGACAGGAACAGGGAUCAUGCCUGCAGGGCUGAGCAGGGAGCGGACAUUACUCCUGAGUCAAGCUCUCAGGCGCUGUGUUCUCGGUGAUGGUAGCACAGGGAAAGAGCGUGCUGUUUUGCUAAAGACAAACACUGGUCCUCUGGGGUCUUCCUGGCUGACCAGUGCAGUUUCUGCUGAUGUUGUGGGCCAAGGCUUUGACCCUGAACAUGGUAUGACAGCCAUUCUCCAUCUGAUACCCUUGAAUGCCCAGGAUGAUAGAGGUCCCAUAAUGGAAUUACCUAGAAGCCUGUCAAGGGAAGCAGUGAGAGAAAUACUCCAGAUCAUACCUCAGAGGUUAACUUCUAUCUGAGGGCAAUAGGUUCUCUGAUUACUUUAUAUGAGGAAAGAUGUACAGAGCUGGGACAGAGGACAUGGCGCAGUGGCUAAGAGCGCUUGUUCUCAAGCAUGUGGAUCCAAGUCUAAAACCUCUAUACAUGCAUAAAAACCACGGCUGUACAAGACUGAACCUUAGCAUGGGGGGCGCAGAGACAAGCAGAUCCUGAGAGCUUGCUUGGCCAUCCAAUAUUUCCUCAACAGUGGGCUUCCUGUUCAGUGAGAUACCAUCUCAUGGUAGUAAGAAAGCAAUGGUAGAAGACAGCUGAUGUCCUGCUCUGACCUGUGUAUGGCUGGCACCCAUACCCACACUUGCAUGCAUGCACCACAUGGAAACCCACCCCCAAAGCCAAUCCAUUUCAUUAUGUAAGUCAGGCUAGGCUAGAACUCAGUGAUCCUUCUGCCUCAGCCUGGCCGAGCAUUUGUACUGGAGGCAUGUACCACUACCCUUCUAUCAAGGGAAGGUAUUUUCUCAUCUAAGAGGAAGAGCCACAUGACAGUGUCUGAGGUGCGCUUUCCAGGUGGACUAGAAAUAAGGGGAUUUUGUGUGUAUGGUCCCCUAUUAAGAGUGCCUUCUGUACACUCAUGAGGACUUGAGUUUUGAUCCCCCAUAUACCCAGGUAAAACCAAGGAUAGUGGCAUGUAAAGCUAGCCUGAGGUCAGUGGGGGCAACAAAGUAGGGGUGUGGACAUAGGUAGAUCUUCAGAGCUCACAAAGAAAAAAUUACAAAAAAAGGGGGGAGAAAAGGAUAAAUGAGAGUAUACAACAAUUAUCAUGGAUAAUAUAUAAUUUUGUGGUUAAUAGGUAUAAACAAGAUAGAACUAACAUCUUGUUCAACAGAGGCAUACAAUUCGAAAGCAGAGGGGUGAGAAAUUGACAUUUGCCAAGGUAAUUUUGUAUUGUUUGGGGAAGAAGAAAAAAUACUUUUUACACAUACAGUGCUUUUCCACUAAGAAAAGGAUUGCCUCGUCAGGGUGAAGGUGUUUGUGUAAGGGUAUGGAGAGGGAUAUUACUUCCCAAAUGUCAUACUGAGCCUAGGAUCUAGUUGCUAAUGCCAUUCUUGCCUGCCUUCCAUCAAGGAAAGGAACACACAAAGUCACUGGACUGAAAACUUACAAUUUCAUUGUUCACUCAAACCUGAGCAUUCCUCCUUCCCGUCCAUUUUUUUUUUUUUUUGACAGGGUCUUACCAUCCAGCCAGGCUGGCACUAUAGCCUCACUCCUGGCACUGGAGUGCUUCAGUUCAGGUGUGCCAGACUGUGCCUCACGUCAGCGUGGUAGGGGAAGGAUUAGGCAGAGAGGUAGGAAAUGAGUGUUGGAUAGGAAGUAGCCUUUACUCAGUACCAGUUCCAACUGUGGACUCGAGGGGCAGUGACCUUUUGUCUUUACUGAGUCUUAGGUUCCCAUUUGAGUCAGAACUCUGGCCUGGACACACAGGAAAAAAAAAAAAAAAACCAUGCCAUUUGAGAAAAAGGUACCACACUUUUUUUUUUUUUUUUGGUUCUUUUUUUCGGAGCUGGGGACCAAACCCAGGGCCUUGUGCUUCCUAGGCAAGCGCUCUACCACUGAGCUAAAUCCCCAACCCCGGUACCAUACAUCUUAACACACAUCUCGUUUCUCAUGGGCUGUAUCAGUCAGUAAGCUACAUGUUCAUCUGUGCAUUAGUUGACAGUCUUUACAGUGGAUGUGGCUACAGCUCAGUGGUAGAGACUGCUUGGUUAGUGUUCUAGUUUCAUUCUUUGGCUGUGAUAAAACACUUGGACCAAAAGCAACUUAGGGGAGAAAAUGGCUUACACUUCCAGGGCACAAUCUAUCAUCCAGGAAAACGAGAGUAGAAAUUUUGCUAGUUUUCUUAUAUAGCUGUGGACCAGCUACCUAGGAAGGUGCUCCCCAACAGUGGGCUAGGCCAUUAUCCAUCAAGAUACCUUCUCCACAGAAACGCCACAGACCAGUCUGACCUAGGCAAUUACUUACCUGAUGGUUUCCUCUCAGAUGACUCUAGGCUAUGUAUACCAAGCUGACAAGGCUAACCGGGAUACAUAACACACACAAGGCACUGGGUUCAAUUUGCAGCACUGGGAGGGACAAAAUUUACAAAUAGUUUUGGAGGAUGUGCUCAGGGGAUCAACUGGUAUUCCCGUCCUAGCUGCAUUCCCCACUCUUUGCCAAGCCAUAGGACUUACCUGUGGUGGUGAUUGUGCUUUGGCUCUUUCCUUUUUCAUGACACCCCAAAGUUAACUUUAAGGGCCACUAGUAGCCACCCUGGGGUCUGCUGGAAUGGAUGUGGUCUGGGCCCAUAGGAGAUACUAGGGAUUCUCAACAUUGUUUUAUCAGUACUCCAAGAGUGGGAAAGGUUUCAUGUUGGGGACUGUGGACAUUUUUUUUGUCUUUUUUUUUUUUAAGAUUUAUUCAUUUAUUAUAUAUAAGUACACUGUAGCUGUCUUCAGACACACCAGAAGAGGGCAUCAGAUCUUUUUACAGAUGGUUGUGAGCCACCAUGUGGUUGCUGGGAAUUGAACUCAGGAUCUCUGGAAGAGCAGUUGGGGCUCUUAACCGCUGAGCCAUCUCUCCAGCUCCCGGACAUUUUCUUUAAACACAUUUGGAAGACUUUUUGUAUAAAAGCAUGAAAUAAUUUGGGCGUGGUGGUUUUGAAUAGGUUUGGCCUCCACAGGUAGUAGCAGUAUUAGGAGGUGUGGCCUUCUUAGAGGAAGUGCAUCAUUGUGGGGAUGGGCUUUGAGGUUCUCUAUGCUUAAGCUCCGCCCAAGGCGGAAGAGUGUCUCCAGGCUGCGGUGGGAUCAAGCUGUACAACUCCCAGUUCCUCCUCCAGCACCGUGUCUGCGUGCAUGCGGCCAUGCUUCCCGCCAUAAUGGACUAAACCUCUGAAACUGUAAGCCAACCCCAAUUAAAUGCAUUCCUUAUAAGAGUUGCCUUGGUCAUGGUGUCUCUUCACAGCAACGGAAACCCUAGACAUGGUGUGGUGGCACGUCUUUAAUCCUAGCACCCAAGAGGCAGAGGUAGGUAUAAGGCCUGGCUGGUCUACACAGUGACUUCUAGGCCAGCCAGGCCUACACAGUGAGGCUGUCUUUUUUUUUUUUUUAAUGUAUGGGAAAUAUCCAAGUAUCCAAUAAGCGAAAAAGUAUCUGUUGCUUUGAUCAGGAGGCCAAUCAUAGUAAGUAUGCAGAAUGAGGUUGGAGGACAGGGAAUUUUAAGGUAAGUCUGGGCUAAAAAGAAGAGUUUUCUUUUUUUCAGACAGGGUUUCGCUGUGUAGCCUUGGCUGCCCUGGAACUCAUUCUGUAGACGAGGCUGAAGUGUGGAGAUUAAAGGUAUGAGCCACCAUGCCUUAUAACACGCAUUUUUUGUCUUGAGUUCAAACUGGGUGUGGUGAUAAGGCCUCCUCGUACUUGGGAUACAGCAACACAGAUUCCUGCCUGUAAAAAUUUGAGUCAAAGCUUCACGGGCCUCAGAACUUUCGCUGACUUUGUUUGAUAUGCUUACUCUAUUGAGUUCUGACCAGACUAAAGUUACCAUUAGACCGAAGCACCACUCAUUUGUGUCCUGCUAGAGAGCUGUUUACUAUUAAGGAAAUGGGAAAUCCAUUUACCUUACCUUAGGUUCCUCUCAACUUAGCUUCCACCUAAAGUAGCCCCUUCCUAAUGUCAAGUGGCUGCCAAUGGCUUAUGUGGCAUUUAAGGCAAAGUGCUCCAAUAUAUUCAAAAUCUAGCUAGGCAUGAUAGCAUACUAGAGACUGAGGAAGAUGACUUCAAGCUCUAGACAAACCUGGGCUACAUGUUGAAAUUUCUCAAAAAAAAAAAAAUCCAGUAAAGUUAACAUUAAUGAAAGGCAUUGCAUAAACAUGUUCACAACGUUAUCUAUGUGGUAGAUACGCUUCUAUUUUAAUAGGCAAGGCAGUAGAAACCUGAGAAACAACCAUGCCCAGUGUCAUAGGACUAGAAGUUGGCUGAUAUUGUACAUAGUACAAGAUAGAACUUAUCCAUUGGACUAUAAUAACCUAAAAUGUGUUGACAUCUGUUGAAAGUUUAGGGUUUUAUGGACUGGGAUGUUUCUCAGUGGUGGAGUACUUGUCUAGUAUUUAGGAAGCCUUGAGUUCAACCCCCAGCACCAAAUAAACUAGCUAUGGUGACAUACCCUUGUAAUCUCAAUACUAUGUGAUAGAUGCAGGAGAAUGAGAGACGUUCAAGGUCAUCAUUGGCAACAUACUGAGGUCAAGGCCAGAUGGGAUACUCGAAACCUGUUUCAAAAAAAAGUAAAAAGAGGAAGUUCGGGGUUUCACAAGCACCUUAUUUUAUCCUCACAGUAGUGAGAGAAUCUGCUCACAUUAAAACUUUCGCUUCAGCAGCUUGUGGUGUCUGGCACCUGUAAUCCAGGUAUCAGGGAGGCUGGGGAAGAAGGAUUUUGAGUUUGAGGUCAGCAUAGCAUACAGCAAGUUUCAACCACAAAGGAAAGCUCACCAACAAAAGCAAAACAACAAAAUGUCCGUGGGAGACUGAAACUUUUUUUUUUUUUUUUUUUUGGUGGACCUUGAACUUCCACGAUAUGCCUAAAAGUUACCAAGCGGGGAAAAAAAAACACAUUAACCUCGAAAUGAUAAAAGAGAUCCUGCUAGCCUACAUACAAGUGAAAAAAAAUACAUCUUAAACACUGGGUAGAUGCUCAGUCAGUAAAAGCACUUGCUGUCUAGCCUUAUGAUGUUACAGGACCCACAUUGGAAAAAAUGGACUCCUGUUCUCCUCUGGUCUCCACGUGUGCAUGUGUGUGGCUCAACACAUGUAUUCCUAUAGAAACAACUUUAAAAAUACACUUUAGGCAGAGCAGUGGUGGUUCAUGCCUUUAACCCCAGCACAUGAGAGGCAGAUGGAUCUCUGAGUUCCAGAGAAACCCUGUCUUGAAAAACAAAAAAGCAGGUUGGGGAUUUAGCUCAGUGGUAGAGCGCUUGCCCUGGGUUCAGUCCCCAGCUCCGGAAAAAAGAAAAAAAAAAAAAAGAAAAAAAAAGAAAGACAAAAAAGCUAGAAUCCCAGCACUCAAGUGGUAGUAGGCAGGACGAAGUAUUCACGUGUUCAGGGUUAAGUCUAAACUACGGAAGCUUUUGUCUAAACAAAGUUAGCUAGUAAAGGAUUCUGUUAGAUCACAUUUCAAUUUAUUGGUAAACCCACUUUAAAAAUUAGUGGCUAGUCUUCCCCCCCACAAAAAAAAUUCCGAAAAAGAUCUUAACUCUGUGAUCUGCCACUUUCGUAAGCAACUGCUAUAAAUUCAGCAUAAAGUUAGCUAAUAGUUUCAUGAAAUCCUGCUCAUCCAGAAACAAAAAGUUUGUAGUUUAAGUUAUCUAACUUUUUUUUUUGCAAAUAGUUUCACGAAAUCCUGCUAAUCCAAAACCAAAAAGUUGGUAAUUUUAAGUUGUCUAACUUUUUUUUUUUUUUGCAAGAAAGUAAUUAAUAACCUUUUCCUCAGGACAUUUUCCCCGAGGUCUAAGAACAAACAUAACCUUUCAGAGGAGAAAGGUAGGAGGUUUCGGUGGGGACACUGUGGUGGGGGCUGCGGGAGGCUGGAGGGCGGAGGGCGUGUCCGGGAAGCGGGAUCUGAGAAGCAUCCCCAGCUUUGCUUGGUUUUCCGUGCGCGCCGAGAGCCAGAUGAAGGGGCAAGAGAGAAGAAAUAAAGGGGCAGGCGGGCGAGAGCCGCAGCUGCGCUACCUCACAGCCUUCAGGCCAGGCUCUCCGAGGGCUUCGAAGGAUGGAAGGCGGGUGUCCUGAGGGCCUCGGGCUGUUCCCCGGACGUCGCCCAGGGAGAGGCAGCGGUGGCGCCCUUCCAGCUCCCGGACCCGCCUACAACCCUGGGCCCCGGGACUUAUUGUUCCGGGAAGCCUCAGGCUAGGCCCAGCUUGGCCCGCGGGUUGCACCCCGCCCCUGCCAGGGUCGGCGGGCUGGGGCUGGCGCGCCGACUGGCGGCCGGUGGGCUCCCAGUGCGUGUCUCUUUAAGGGGCUGGGCCUGCAAGGCUGCCGGGCGGGCGGGGUGCGCGUUGCUUCGGGAGUGAGUGUGAGGGUGAGAGCGGCGGGCGGUUGCCGGAGGGAGGGAGGGAGGGAGGGAGUGAGCGGGCGAGCCAGCCAGCCAGCGACGCGGGCCGCCCCUGCCGCCGCCGCGAUCGGACCUGCGGCCUCCUCCCCUCCGGUCCCCUCCCCCGCAUCGGCCUGCCGCGGGGAGGGGGCUAGCGUCGCCGCCUCCAGCUGCUCCUCAUGAAGCAGCUGCCGUCGCAGCCGCCACCGAAGAUGGGGGAUUUCUACGAUCCCGAGCACCCGACCCCUGAGUAAGUCUCAGGUCCGCGGCCUCCCGCUGCCGUUGGUCGCUUGAGCCGAGGGCGGCGCGUCCUGACCGCUGGCGGCGCGCGGAGUAACGGGCCCUGGGCGUCUUCGCGCGGUCGUGGUGGGGGGCAGGCCGGGCGCAGCUACUUCAGGCCGCCUCGCUUGGCCUCGGCUGGCCGGGCGGUUGGGCCUGGCGCGGAGACGGCUGCUCGCGUCGCCGCGGCAGUUGGGGCGGCCCGGUGGGGGAGGGGCGGCCACGGCCUCCUCUACUGUUGCCGCGUCCUCAGUCGGCCUCCUUGGGUUCGGCGCUCCGCGCAGCUCCUCCAGGACACUCUGCGGCGUCCCGAGCUUCUGUUGCAAACCGCGGUGCAUAGUCGGAGGCACCCGCUAAGGCCAACGCCGGCGAGAGGGCGCCAGCUAGUAUAGGCCGAGAAUCCCCGGGCUCGGGUGGAAGCUGGGCCCGUCGCCCGGCCUAUCGGUGACGGCAACUAGGACCGGAAGGGCCUACCGCGCGUCUCCGGGCUUCGGUCCGCGAAGGAGACCCGCGUUGCAUUCUCAGUUUGAUUUUUUUUUUUUUUUCUCCUUGGGCACUCGAUUCUGGCCCAGUAGAGCUAUGAGCUUCAUAUUCUGCUCCUUUGGCGCUUGGGUUUUGUAAUGGUGGCAAGGUUUGUCUGGUUCCGUUGUUGAGGUGACACCAGUUUUGUUUUUUAACCUGAAAGUGAAAACCUGACAAACAUUUCUCGAUUAUGAGGCUUGAACACUUUGGCGUACUAUUUCUUAGGUAAUAGAAUCUAGAAUCUUAUCUACAAGGAUGACUACUGCGUGUGAAGAUUUAGUUAAGAGACCCAGAAAAAUCUUUGUAUCUCCUCUAAAGAAGAUAGUGUACUUGUAAAGUGAAAUAUAGUUUUGUCCAGUAGUUUCUUUUCAGUAUGUGUAGGGUAUUUUUUAUGUUUCUGUUGGGCGGUAUCCGAUACCACAUCCAAGCUUUAUUCCAGUCAGAUCUGGUGGUGUACACCUGAAAUACCACCUGAAUUAGGAUUGUAGGCAGCCUCCUGCCUCAAAACAACAAAAGUAAAAAGAAAGCUUCCACUCCAGAGUCAGGAGUCAGUCCCUUCCCUAAGCCCUCUCAAGAUUGUUUUGUUGUUUUUUAGAUAAAUGGUUUCACCUUAUUGCCCAGGCUGCUCUUGAAUUUACUGUGUAGCCCAGGCUGGCCUCGAACCUGAGAUCCACCCUCUUCAGCUUCCUGAAUGCUGCUGGGAUUUCAGUUGCUGACGACUAAGAAAAACCAUUGUUUUACCCUGAUUUGCACAUAGGAGCAACAAAAUUCAUUUCCAAGUUAACGUUUACAGGGAUGUCUAGUGAAAAACUUAAAACUUUUAUGACUAAGGCACAUUACACGUUUUUUGGGAACCUUUGCCAAUGCCAAUUUUUUUUUCACCUUGGUUCAGAAAUGUUUGGCUCUUACUUGAUAGUUCUUUGGUAUUGUAACACAAAAGUUAUUUUGUUCCAGUGUUAUCUCCUCACAAAAAGCAAAAUCCUCUUAUUGCCUUAAAAAAAAAUAAAAUUUUAUUGGGAGAAUUUUGACAAUCUAGUUUUCACUUGAGAACAGCCUGAGUAGUUUUAUGCUUGUUUUUUUUUUUUUUUUUUUUUUUUUUUUAAGUUUUCAGAAGCCCAUUAGUGGUCCUGUGGUAUUUUAGUUUUGUCUUUACUUGACAGCUAAUCUUGAUACAUAGACCACCUCUGCACACAGUCCUUAUGUGCUCUUAAAACAAAACUCAUCUCUUGCGAGAGUAAACCAGAGAAAUGGCUUUAUCUUUUCAUGGGUUCUUGGCUUUGGAAUAACACUUAAAAGUUUUUGCUUUGAGACUUGAAAAACCUCAAAAGGAAUUUGUAUCACUCAAUAAUGCUGAUUGCAUGCUUAUGCACAAAGUAACAUGCCAGCCCUCAGGAAGGGCAAAGAACCUUGCAGUGACUUUUCAGGUUGCACAGUGAAGUCUCCAAGCUGUAAGGAUUAUAUCCUUCUUUUUAUUGGAGGAAAACGUUUUUCAUAUUAUAUGAAAAAUGGAGUCAGAAGUAUAUCUUUAAUGUGCAGGUGAGGGAGAAUGCUUAUUUUUCCUAGACUUGAGGUUUACUGCUUUCCUGGCUUUACUGCUUUGGAGUUUUUAAUAGUGUCAAGUAAGUUCUGAUACACGUGCAUUUUUUUUUCCUGUUUAGUAACGUGUAUAGGUUAUAGAAUGCUUUCUUAAUAUUGGCCUAAAGGUAUUGGCAGGCACCUUGAACAGUAUCACCUGUUUUACAUAAGAGGAAAACAAGGCCUGGCCAAGAAGAGUGAAGUGAUAGCAGCCCCUGUGAGGAAGUCACAGACUCUGCACUUGAACACUAAUUUAACCUUGAACGAAUGACUGUAGCUUUGAAUUUGGGUUUUCCUAUUUUGGAAACAGUUAUCCUAUGCUAGCAACUUGCAACUUUGGAGAAGAUUGAAGGAGAUAAUACACAGACGGCUCAUGGCACAGAGUGUGUGCGAGUACCUUUAGCUGGGGUUAUUAGAGAAAUUUUAGAGGUAUGACUGAAGUUGGGGGAAAACUGGUUGUGAGGAGGCAAGUCAGACGGGGUAGUUUCAGAUGGUUCUUUGAAAAAGAGAAGUUGAGGUGAAAUGUAAAUUUGCUUUGAUUGGAGCCCUGAUGGUCUUAUUAUUUUCUACUCACUCUUUAAUUAGUUGCAUGUGUGUGGGCCUUGGAUAGUCUUACAGUAUAAAUAACAUUGUAUUCAGGUGAAGUUGCUAUAAUGGUUUGAGGAGCUCCAUUAGGUGUCCAUGUAGUGCAGGAGUAGAUAGUGAGGGCAUAGCACAAUCAAUGUCUUCUAUGACCUAUCAUCAUCCUAAAGGAGACAAACAUGAUAAAAAGUGGUUUUUGUUGUUGUUUUAAACACAGGCCUGUCUUUGCCAAAGGUUGAUACUGUAGUAAUUGGUGUACACAACAAAGAUUUUUCUUUGUGCAGUUUACAUUCUAAUGAGGUCUAUAAACAAUAAAUUAUACAGAAUGGCCAAAGGCAAAAAAGGCUUUGGAAAAUCCUAUAGGAUAUAGGUGAUUUGCUGUUAAAGAAGUCACAGGAUACAUGUACAUGGUCAGCUGGCAAGCAUCCUUGGGAGAGUAAGUUGAGAUACGAAGUAUCUGUGUAUAUGUUGUGUGGAGAGUUGAGGGGUGGCAGGGCAGUAGCCAUUGUAAUUUAAGUUGAAGUGGUCGUUCCGAAGUGCUGAGGCAGUAGUCUAAGCUGCUCAGUGUGGCCAUAAUGGAACGAGAGAGCGAUAAGUCAAUUGGAUCACAUUAGAAGUGCUACAGAGUUUUAUAAAGUUUUGUAGAGCCAUUCUAAAGAUUUGGCUGGGGUUUUUUGUUUGUUUUUUGAGAGCAACCCAGGCUGGCUUUGAAAUCUUGAGCUCAAAUGAUGUUCCUGCUUCAGCUUCCUGAGUAGCUGGGAUUUGAUGUGCACCACAGUGAGUUUCAAUCAGAGGAAUGCUAUAAUUUGCCUUCAGCCUCAGAAGAAUCACAUGUAUCACAGAGAGGAACAGAGUGGAAGCCUGAAGACUUGUAAAGAAGCUCAUAAUUUAGAGGAGAGCUGCUGUGGCUUAUACCAGGGUGAUGACUGAGGUAGAUGGAUGCCCAGUCUAUGCUGAGGAUUAAACUAAUAUAUUUAAUGACACAUGUGGCAUGUGAGAGAAGUUGAGGACGAUUCUGACGUUUUCGGUCUGAGCAUUUAGAAGUCUGUAGUCCACUGAACUAGGGGAUGAUGUAGAAAGAACAAGUUGGGAGUAGUAGUUCUUCUUAAGCAUAGUAAGUUGGAGAAGAUUGUUAGACAUUAGGUUGGAUUGUUAAUGUGAGUCUGGUUUUCAGGGGAAAGGUCAGCUGGAGAUGAUUUUGUAGCCAUCUAUUUAGGUAGUAUAUACAAAGCCAGCAGACUGGAUGACAUUCAUUUAUAGACCAAAAAUUCAUCAUGGCUUAUAGUUCAGAUAAAAUCUUAGUAUGUGUGUAGUCAAGGCUAGUGUGAACUUCAUGGUUCUUGUGCCUUUGCCUCCCAAGUGCUGAGAAUGUAGAUAUGCCACCAUAACUGGCAAGGGAUAUAGAUUUAGUUAUGUGAGCCUCUUUUGUUACUUGCUUUUGAGACAGGCUCUCACUGGCGUCUCCUGGUGACCUUCAACUUCUUUCUGCCUUGGCCUUCUGAGGGCUAGGAUUACAAGUGUAUACCACCUAUAGGCUUGAUGGCAUAGACUAGUAAUCCUACUUGAUUAGUAGUCUGAGGCAGAAAUAUCAAAUAGUCAAGGCCUGGUUGUGUUACUGGGUUAAUUCAAGGUCAGCUUUAGCAUAUUAGUAAGACCCUGUCUUAAAGAGAUAACGAUGGUGAUGGGAAUCAGUGGUUAAAAAUUUGCAUAGCAUGCAUGAGGCCCUAGAUUCAAACCCCAGUACUGCCGAGAAAAUCAUUAUGUCCAACAUGAAUUUUCUUUUUUUGUUUUUGAUAAAGGGUCUAUUUCACUAUCUAGCCUUGGCUGGCCUGGAACUUGCUGUGUAGACCUGGCUGGAUUAAAACUCAACAGAAAUCUACCUGCUUCUGCCCCAUAAAGGCCACCAUACCUGGCAGUUGGUUUUUAUCAUCAUUAUCAUCAUCUUUAUUUCUCUCUUAAACAGGGUCUCUCUCCAAAGCCCUGGCUGUCCUGGAACUCAAUCCAUAGGCCAGGAUCUGACUGCUUUUACCUCCUCAGUGCUGGAAUUAAAGGUGUUUGCCACCAUAUCUGGCUGGUUUAUUCUUAAUAGGUAUUUGUAAUAACUUUUAACCCUAGUGUGUGUGUGUGUGUGUUUUUAAAGAUUUAUUCAUUUAUUAUAUAUGAGUACACUGUAGCUGUCUUCAGAUACAGCAGAAGAGGGCAUCAGAUCUCUUUACAGAUGGUUGUGAGCCACCAUGUGGUUGCUGGGAAUUGAACUGAGGUCCUCUGGAAGAGCAGUCGGGUGCUCUUAACCACUGAGCCAUCUCUCCAGCCCAACCCUAGUGUUUGUUAUCGUUGCAUGAAUCUUGUCAGUUUUGCUGAGAUGCUAGAAUAGUCAUGUUGAGUGACACCAAAAGAUGACCAGUUUGGGUUAGACUUGGAGGCUAACCAACUUUGUCAUUUUUGUUAAUUCAUUCACUAGAACUGUAGAGUAGCACCUUAAAACAAAAAGAUAAAAUAAGAAAAAAUAGAACCUUAUUUUAUAGUAGACUAAAAGCUAUUGUAAGAUUUGGGGAUUGUUUAUAUCUAGAGUCACCAAUACAGCUUUAGAUUUCUUUUUGAGAAAAACCUAGCUUGUGUGUUGCAUUUUGUUUUUGAGCUGGGUUUUAUUGUAUAGCCUAAGCUGGCCUGGAAAUGGUUAUCCCACUAACAUUGGCCCUGAAGUCCUGGGGCUGGGAUUAUAGCCAUGUGCAUAGAACCAGUGAUAAAAAAAGCCACCUUCCACUCCAGCAGCUCAAGUUAUAAUGGUAUAACAUGUUUUGAGACUUCACAGUCCUUAUUCAAUUUAACAGAUAUUUGCAUUAUAGAUGUGAGCCGUUGUACUAUAAUUUUAGCCUAGAUUAACAAGUAAUGGAAAUUUUUCCAUUUGUAUUACUUUCCCUAGUUUGCAUGUAUGGAAGUGAGUGAGUAAUCCAUGUAUCACAUGUACCACAUGUGAGGUGGGCAUGUGAAUGCCAUGCUGCAUGUGUGCACGUCAGACCCACUGGGGUUAUUCUCUCCUUCUACCUUGAGUUGUAGUUCAAACUGGCUUGGUGAGCCCUCUGUUUUACUUAGUAGUGCAUUUUACUAGCCCCUCAAUUUUUUUUAAAAUUCAUUUUUGUCUGAGCUGUUAGACAAGAUAUCAGGAUCCUUCUCUACGUAUUUUAAUAAAUUUAGAGGCAGUUUACGAUUACCUAUAUUUGCUAAACACAGAUGAAUUGUUUUAUAAACAAUAAGGCCUGGUAGUCCUUGGUAGUCUCUCCUCCCCCCCCCCCCAUUUUUUAAGGCCUAGUGGUUACUUAGUGUCUUCCAGCUGGGUAAGUAAAUUGGUUACUUAAAUUGAGUUCUAAAGUUGGUGUGAGUCCUUAAAGCUGCCUUUUAUUUUAGAGUGCUUUUUCUGUCAAAUGCUAACAUCUUGGUAGUGAAAAUAGCUUUGGGAUGAUGUGGGUGUUGAUAAGAAUAUAAUUGUGCAAGCAGGCUGAUAGAAGGGCUGCUUACUGGGAACACUGCUGUGGGCUUGCAAGAAUUUGGAGCAAGUGGUAGUUUCUGACUAUAGCUUUUGCAACUGCCCACUUCCUUGCCAAGUAUAGUUUUAGACCUUCUCUUUAGGAGGGGUUAUAUAGUGGUCCUAAAUAUUCUUUGUGAAGACCUGAUAAAACUUACAUUUGUUUGUUUCUUUUGUCUGAUAUUUGGCUUCUUGGUAAGUAUUUAUUAAUUGUAUACUCUCUUUGAAUAGCCAGACAAUACCAGGUUUAACACAUUAAGUAGAACAGAUAUUAAUGUACACAUGGCUACAGAAAUUCUUCUCUUUUUUAUAUUUGUAUGAAUACACUGAGCUGUCCUCAGACCCACCAGAAGAGGACAUUGGAUCCCAUUACAGAUGGUUGUGAGCCACCAUGUGGUUGCAGGGAAUUGAACUCAGGACCUCUGGAAGAGCAGUUGGGUGCUCUUAACCACUGAGCCAUUUCUGCAGCCCCAGAAAUCCUUCCUAUGGAAACCCAUUUAUUCUUUAUUCUUCAGCAUGCACAAAGCUUAUUUAGUUUUAAUUUUAUUUUGUACAUAUGUAAGAGUACCUAUACCUGUGGAGGGCAGGGACAACUUUUGGGAGUCACAGGAAAUAGAUUCAGAAUAUUGGUGCCUUUGCUUGCAGGGCAUUCUUACUCUUUUUUUUUUUUUUUUGGGGAGACCGUGGGUUUCUCUGUGUCACUCUGCCUGUCUUGAAACUAGUUUUUGUAGACUAGGCUGAAAUCAGACACAGAGAUCUGCUUGCCUCUGCCUCCCACCAUGCCCAGCUGGCCUUGAUUGAUUGAUUUAUUUUUGUCUGCUUACAAACAUGAUUAUUAUUAAUUUAUCUAUUACUUAUCAGGACAACUGUAUGAAUUCAGAAACAAAAACUACAUAUCGUAUAUACUGCUUCUGGGCUGAAAGUAUAGUUGAGUGAUCUAUAGUAUAAAGAGGUGAAUUUUAUUAACAUACAGUAAAGUAACUAAUUAGUAAAAAUAAACUUCAAAAGUUGCAUUAAAGUAACCAAAAUAGGUAUAUUCUAUGGUAUCUUUGCCAGAUCUAAUAAAAAACAAAGCUUCUAUUAUACAAUAACAUAGGAAGCCAGUUGUUUACUUACUUAUUAUAUAUAAAUUACAUGUAAUAAUAGUUUGUGUAAGAAGAAGUAUGUUAUUAAUUGAUGUGGACACAUUAAAAUAGUGGUGGCUGAAUAGAAAAGACUUUCCCUGCCUCAGUAUUGGUGAGAUAUUAGAAUAAUAGCGUCACUGUCAGGGAGAGCCUCAUGUUCUUUGUUGGAGUAUUUUGUUGUUGUUGUCGUUAGUGGUAGUGGUGGUAGAGAAGGUAAUGGUGUGGUACUAGACAAUGUGAAGUGAGGGGCAGGCAUUAAAAUCUAUGAUAGCGUAUAUUUCAGUUGAGCAUAUGUUGGUGAAAAAUUUCUUCCUAGCUGUAUGUUUUUCUGACCUGCAUACAUUGCUUACCCAUUUUUGUUUUUGGUAUUCUCUUCCUAUGUGAAUACAGAUUUUAUUUUUAGUUAUGAGUAUAUGAGUGUAUAUAUGUAUCUGUGUGGAGUAUGUGCACAUGUAUGCAGGUAUCUGUAGGACCAGAGGCUGCCUCCGAAGCUGUUGUCACAGGCGCAUUGUGUGUGUGGGUAUUAGGGACUGAAUGCAGGCCCUCUGGAGCGGUAACAGUGAUUGACUGCUGAGCCAUUUUCCAGCACUAUGUAAGUAUUUUCAAAGGCUUACCCACAUGCGUGCGCGCGCGCGCGCGCGCACACACACACACACACACACACACACACACACACACACACACACACACACAGAGUUUUAUGAGUUUUUCUUUAAAAAAAUUUUUUUUUCCGGUAUUGAAAACAAAGUUUGGGGCCUUAUUUCAUGCAGCACACUAUAUCAUAUAUAGUUUUUUCUUUUCGUUUUUUUGGAGACAGGGUUUUUGUGUAGACCAGGAUAGCUUUGAACUCAGAGAUCUGCCUAUCUCUGCCUCUCUAGUACUGGUAUUAAAGGUAUGUGUCAUUUCCUCCCAGCCAUUCCAAGUUCAUAACUUGAUUUUUCAGAUGAUUCGGAUGGUUACUAAGAAUAGAGCCUUACUGGCUUUGAUCUCUUUCUUGUAGCUUUGCUGUUGACCUAAGAUAUUGUAGUGAUGUACUAGAAAAUUCAAGUACCAUGAUGAAUGUUUUAUAUAUAAGUUAUAUGUAAAUAUAUAUAGCUUUACAAUAAGUAUUAUAUGUUUAUUUAAAGUUUUGCUGUAUAGCCCUUGUUGGUCUGAUAUCCCAGGAUUUACCAAAAAUUAUUAGUGCGUAUGCAUGAGUGCUGCAGAACAUAUGGGGAAACCAUAUGUUCACAUUUUCAGGAGUGUAUUUUCUUACAUAGCUGGUUCCAGGGAUUGAACUCAAGUUUUCAGGCCUGUGCACAAGUGCUUUUAUCAGCAGGACCAUCUCACCAGCCCCCAGGGUAUUUACUUUCUUUCUUUCUUUCUUUCUUUCUUUCUUUCUUUUUUUUUUUUUUUUUUUUAAGAUUUUAUUUAUUUAUUAUAUAUAAGUACACUGUAGCUGUCUUCAGACACACCAGAAGAGGGCAUCGGAUCUCUUUACAGAUGGUUGUGAGCCACCAUGUGGUUGCUGGGAAUUGAACUCAUGACCUCUGGAAGAGCAGUCGGGUGCUCUUAACCGCUGAGCCAUCUCUCCAGCCCCGGUAUUUACUUUCUUAAUUUCACUGUUAUGGGUUGAUGAAUUUAAAAAAUGUUCAGUACAAUUGCGUUACUAGAAAAAAAUACAGAUGUAGACAUUGAGAGUUAGAAAGAUGGCUCACAGGGUAAGUACAGAAGACUUGGGUUCAGGUUUCACAUGACAUUCACAACCAUCUGAACUAGAGGAUACAACACCUUCUGGCCUCCAAGGGCAUCCAUCAGGCACUCACAUUUUGCACCUCUAUUCAGGCAAGCAAAACAUCCAUAUACAAAAAAAUUUAAAUUUAGACUGAAAAUAAUUGAUCCACUGAACAGUUAAAUAUCGGUUGUGGUGAUAGUAAAACAUUCUACACAGAAUGAAAUUGCAUAAGCUGUAUAUACACAGAAAUGAAUUUUGAGUUCUGUGUUUAAAAAAUAGUGACUCAAGAUUUAGUCUAGUUAGCUAUAAUGUAUGGCCUAGUUAUCUUAAACUGUUGACUCAAGGUAGCCUAGAGUCAUUUUAGAGAGGAGAGCCUUGAUUUAGACCUGAUCCUAUUGGCAUGUGAGCUUGACUAUUAAUAGUCCUUGUCCACUGUGGGUGGCACCAUUCUUUGGGCAGUUGACCCUGGACUGUAUAAGAAAAGUAGCUGAGCCUGAGGCUAUAAGCAGUGCAUCGAACAGUGUUCUUCCAUGGUUUCUGCUUAAGUUCCUGACCCAACUUCUCAGAAUGGUGGACGGUAACCUAUAAAUGUACAUUGAAUAAAUUCUUUCCCCCUAAGUUGCUUUGGGUCAUUGUUUUAACACAGCAAUAAAAAUCAAAUUAGAAUUUAGACCGACAAUAGUUUCUUGGUUUCAUAAAUACUUAAGCUAUUUGGUUACUGUUGAAGAGAGUUGUUGGGUAAACAGUACAAGGAUACUAAUUUUUUUUUUUUUGGUAGCUUCCUGUGAUUAUUUCCUAAUAAAGAUCUUCAAAGAAUACAAGUCUGAUCAUUGGUCAGGGUCACAUUGUUAUAAACUUUCUAAACUUUUAAGUUUCAAUGUCACUAUGUGAUAAGCAGUGAGUCAACCUGCAUUGCUCUGAAACUCAGUUAAAUGUCCAGGGAAGGGGGUUGGGGAUUUAGCUCAGUGGUAGAGCGCUUGCCUAGCAAGCACAAGGCCUGGGUUCGGUCCCCAGCUCCGGGGAAAAAAAAAAAAAAAAAAGAAAAAGAAAAAGAAAAAAGAAAAAAAAUGUCCAGGGAAGAGUCCCUACUGAUGAUCUCCUGUUUGUUCUGUUCAUACCUGUACCAUUCUUUUACUCCUGUCUGUCUCUUAUCUCAGUCUACAUUUCUAGUUUGUCCUAAGUUACUUAUUGUGUGUCUUAUUUGUGCCAAAACCCCAAGGAUUUAGGAAACGAACAAGAUGUGUUUAUUCGAAUAGAGUGUAAUUAAAGAUUUUGUAUGCAUUACUCACUGAAAUCAUUAAUAGCUUUCAUGUAUUAAACAUUUUGUGCCAAGUGCCCUGUGGAGGGUGUUAGACACACUGUCUAGUAAGUUCAGUAUUACUAUUGGUUUUUUUUUUUUUAAAAAAGAUUUUUUUUUUUAUUUAUUAUUAUAUAUGAGUACACUGUAGCUGUCUUCAGACACACCAGAAGAGAGCAUUGGAUAUCUUUACAGGUGGUUGUGAGCCACCAUGUGGUUGCUGGGAAUUGAACUCAGAACGUGUGGAAGAGCAGUCGUUGCUCUUAACCACUGAGCCAUCUCUCCAGCCCUACUAUUGGUUUUAUAUAUCUCUUCCGUAGCCUCUAUUUUUGGGGAAUGACUCAGUUUAGAAAAUAUUAGAGUUUAUUAAAAUUUAUUCUGAUUUUUUAAAAAAUAUUUAUGUACAUAAUGUUCUGCCUGCAUAUAUUGCCUGCAGGCCAGAAGAGGGCACUAGAUCUCAUUACAGAUGGUUUUGAGCCACCAUGUGGUUGCCAGGAAUUGAACUCAGGACCUCUGGAAGACUAACAUCUGAGCCAUCUCUUCUCCAGCUCCUGACUUAUUUUUUUAAUUGUUUGUUUUUGGGACAGAGUUUCUCUGUAUAGCCCUGGCUGUCCUGGAACUGCAUAUGUAGACCAGACUGGCCUUGAACUCAGAAUCUGGAGUGCCUCUUCUCUUUCCAAGUGCUGAGAUUAAAGGUUUGUGCCACCAUGCCUGGGUGACUUGUUUGUUUGUUUGUUUGUUUUGGAGUCCCAUGUAAUCUAGGCUGGUUCCUAACUUACUGUACAGAUGAGGAUGACAAUAUCUCACCUUCCUGUGCCUGAGGUUGAAGCUUUGCUUUUGUGAGGUGGUGGGGCCUUGUUUACUAUAUUCUGGUCUAGUGUUUGAGUUGGUGAUUCUCCCACCUCUCUCUCCAGAGUGCUUGGACUACAGCUACCAAAGGACAGUUUUAUGUCUUUUCUUUUCAAGGACUCACCUUCCCUCACACUAAGUUUUUUUUUCCUUUUGAAUCUUCACAGUAAGUAAUCCUAAUCCCCAAUGCUGGGAUUAAAGGAAUGCAGCCCUGCCAUUGCCUGGCUGUAAUUCUGUAUUUCUGAGUGUUUGCCCGCACGUAUGUAUAGCACAUGCAUGUCUGGUGCCCACAGAAGACCUAAGGGGGCAUCAGAUGCCCAGUAACUGGGAUGUAAGCUGUCAUGUGGAUGCUGGAAACUAAUCUUUGAAUGCAGGACUUUACAAGCUAAUUUGUGGUCAAUCAUGGUGGUGUAUACCUUUGAUCCCGGUACUAGGGAGGCAGAAGCAGGCAGAUACUUGACUUUGAGGCCUGUUUAGUCACAUAAGGAGUUCCAGGCCAGUUAGGUCUACAUAGUGAGAGACUCUGUCUUUAAAAAGAUAGCUAAUUUGUAUAAAAGUCUUAAUAAUUAAUCAUCCCUUAUUUUUGUCCUGUUUGAUGAGGCUCAGGUUAAGUAAUAAGACAGGAAGACUAGCAUUUUAGUACUCAAAUCAGGUAAAAGUGCACGAUAGAUACAAUUUAAACAUUACGUAGAUAAACUUCUGUUCUUUAGUCUGGUUAUAAUAGCUAUUUACCUCAGACUUGUGCUGAUUUUGUUUGUUACAUUGUAACUUGGCAGUCAUAAUGAUGAUAGCAUAUAUGCGGUGAGUAUCUAUAUCUAUAUAUCUAUAUCUAUCUGUGGUACCUCUGCAUGCCAGGAGAGGUCAUUGGUUCCCUGUAUAGAUGGUCGUAAGCUACCAUGUGGUUGCUGGGAACUGAACACAGGACCUCUGGAACAGCCAGUGUUCUUUUUUUUUUUUUUUUUUUUUUUGGUUCUUUUUUUCGGAGCUGGGGACUGAACCCAGGGCCUUGCGCUUCCUAGGCAAGCGCUCUACCACUGAGCUAAAUCCCCAACCCCAACAGCCAGUGUUCUUAACCACUGAGCCAUCGCUCCAGCUCCCGCAUAUGCACCCGCAUAUGUGUCCUAUUAAGUACUUAUCAAGGUUUUACUUUAAUCGCAUGAGAUUUUAGGAUGUAUACCCAUAUUUAUAGUUUUGGAAAAACAUGUAAUUUUAGUUCUAUGUUUAUUACAAUUUUCUCCUGGGGUGUAUGUAUUUUUUUUUCUAUUUUACUUUGCUUGUUGUGUUUUGCCAGCAUGUGUAUUUAUGUACUGCAUAUGUGCAGUGUCUGUGCAGGCCAGAAAAGUAUGUCAACUACUCUGAGUUAUUGACAGUUAUGAAUUGCCUUGUGGGUGUUGCCCCACUGUGUGUUUUUCAAAUUAGGAACAUUAAAGUGUUCUAACCUUUGUUUUCUUGAAGCAGGGUCUCACGUAGUACAGGUUGGCCUUGAACUCAGUAUAAUUGAAUACGACCUUGAAUUUCUUUUUUUUUUUUUUUUUUUUGGUUCUUUUUUUCCGGAGCUGGGGACCGAACCCAGGGCCUUGCGCUUCCUAGGCAAGCGCUCUAACCACUGAGCUAAAUCCCCAACCCUGACCUUGAAUUUCUGAUUCAAGGUCUACCUCAAGUGUUAGGGCUCCAGGCAUGCACUACCACACCUAGAUUAUUCAGUACUGGCUCUUAAACCCAGUUCUUUCAUGCAUGUUUGACAAAACAUCUUGGUCCUCUUUCUGUCCUUGUCCCUCUUUUGAGUUAGGGUCUUUAUAUAACUAGUUCUGAACUUUACUAUGUAACCAGAGAUGGACUUUAACUUGUGAUCCUUCUUCUACCAAGUGUUAGAAUUACAGGUAUACAGAUACGUAACCAUGCCUGGGUAGUUCGGGAUAAGACUUUUGUUAAUGUUUAGUUUGGUGUUGAGCUCUUGGGCUCAAGCAUUCUACUUCAGCCUCCUAAAUGACUGGAAAUACAGGCCCAUGUCAUAGGGCCAACUUUUAUUUUGAAGUUUGACUGCCUUCCUCUCUUUGUAGCCCCUUCUUCCUUUAAAAAAAAAAAAGCUUUCGAUAUUAUUAUUGUAUGUGCGCAGGGGGAGGUUGUGUGAUGUGUGUAUGGGUUUGCAUCUCUUGUGACAUGUAUAUGGUCAGAGGACGCGGCUGUGGAGUCAGUGUUUUCUGUCCUCCUCCCUGUGGGUUCCUGGCUGUUAAAUCAAGCACCUUCAUCUACUGAGCUGUUGUCUUUCAAUGUAACCUGAAUGUUUCCCAGUGAUUCUGUAACUUAGGUGUUUUUGCUUCUAGCCAUUUUUAGGAUUAAGGAAUGAAACAAAACAAAUAAUGGCUUGUAUAAGUAUGGUUACAAUACCUAGAAAAUACCAGUUUAAGUUUAAAAAGCCAUACAAACACUCAAAUGUGUAAGAAGGGUUUGGACAUCAAGAUGAUAAUAGGUUGGAUUCAGGAGCUUUUGCUUGUUUGUAAUUUUAUAAUUUUAUCCUUUCUCUACCAAUCUUAGAUUAUGAUCGAUUGGUUGAUUGAUUGAUCAAUCUAGACAUGGUUAUUCUGUGUAGCCAUAGCUGUCCUGAAACUCAAUCUAUAGACAGGCUGGCCUCAAACUUGAGAUCUGCCUGCCUGUGGAGUGGAGUGCCAGGAGGAUGGGUGUGGGAGGGGCGGUAACUUGGAUGUAAAGUGAAUUAAGUCAUGGAAAGAAGGCAUGUGCCACUAUCACUUGGCUUCUUAUUGUUAAAAGUGGUGCUUUGUUUAUGGUAGACGGCCAUUCUCAAUUUUUUUGAAAAAAAUUUUACGUGUAUGUGUUUUAACAGUGGUGAAUUCUCUGAAACUGGAGUUACAGAUGAUUAUUAGAUGCCCAGGGUGUGUGUGUGUGGGGGGGGUGUUAGGGUCCUUUGCUCUUAACUACAGAGUCAUCUUUGUAGCCCAGCUGAUCAGCCUUUUUUGAGACAAAGUCUGGCUGGCCUGAAGCUUAUAUAGACCAGGCUAGUCUGGACCUCAGCUCAGUUUGCCUUUGAGUGCUGGGAUUAAAGGCAUGGGCCAACCACCAUCUGGCUCUUUUUAAAAAUCUUUUCUUUCUUAGAUGUAUUUAUUUUUAUAUGUUUGAUUAUUUUGCUUUCAUGUAUGUAUGUAUGCAUGUAUGUAUGUAUGUAUGUAUGUGUACUACUUGCAUUCUUGGAGCUCAUGGACUGAAGAGGGUGUUUUGAUUGACUGGAACUCUGGAGCACAGAUGGUUGUACACUACUAUGUGGGUGCUGGGAGCUGAACCCAGUUCCUCUAUAAGCAACAAGUGAGCUCAGCACUUUGAGCCGUCUCUCUCUCCAGCACUAGGUUUUGGUUUUUGAGACAGUUUUCUCUAAAUAAGAACUUUGGUUGUCCUGGAACUCUUUGUAGACCGCGCUGGCCUUGAACUCACAGAGAUCUACCUGCUUCUGCCUUCCAAGCUCUGGGAUUAAAGGUAAGCUCAAUCUACCACAGCUACAGCACCAGAUUUUUGUUGUUGUUGUUGUUGUUCUUUUUUUCGGAGCUGGGGACUGAACCCAGGGCCUUGUGCUUGCUAGGCAAGCGCUCUACCACUGAGCUAAAUCCCCAAACCCCAGAUUUUCUUUUUAGUGAGAUUGAUUUAAAUUUUCCUUUGAGUGAUUUGAUUGUGCCUUAUUUUUUUUUUAAGAUCAUGUUUCAUGUAGUCCAGGUUGGCUUGAGCUUGUUAUGUUGCCGAGGAUGACUUUGUGAACUGAUUUUCCCCUAUCUUCCACCUCUCAAGUUUAGUAGUAUUUGGUACCACACUUGUUUAUGCAGUGCCAGCAGCGUACCCAAGGCUUUAUGUAUAUAAGACAAGCACUCUACCAACUGAGCUAAAUCUUUAGCCCUUUCCAUUUGUUUCGUGACAGUAUCUACUAAGUGACCCAGGCUAGCUUAUAAUUCUUGAUUGACCUACCUCAGCUUCUUAAAUGCUUACAGGUUAAUCACUAUACCCAUCUAGCAAAAAAAUCCUUCAAUUAACUGUUGCCAUUGAUAGUGUAUGUGCUUUUAUGCCUGGCAAGAUAUUAUAUAUGGGUGAUAAUAUUCACCAGACAGUUGAAGUAAAGCAGUUCUAAUUUAUGUAUAUGAAAUUUCAGUGAUUUAAGAUCCACUGAAAAUAAAAACUCUUUAUCUUUGACAAUGUUUCAGAUCUUUACUAAUUUUUUUUUUUGUCUUGUGGUAUUGCAGUAUUCUAUCUUUGUAGGGAUUGAAUUUAGGGCCAUUUGCAUUUUAGGAAGCACUUUGAGCUGUUAUAACCUCGGUCACUCUGUUUGGAGGCAGGUCUAUGUAGCCCUGGUUUGUUGGCUUCCAGUUAACUAUGAAACUGAGACUUGCCUUUACUCGGUCAUGUUCCUGCUUCUGUUUCUCAAGUAUUGGAUCAUAAUGCGUGAACCACCAUGCCUGCUCCUUCUCAGUCCUUUUAAAUCUUUUUAUUUUGAGGUACAAUGUACUAAGUUGUGCAGAUUGGCCUAGAACUAUGUUGCUCUUGUAGUUUUUGAACUUGAAUCUUUUUCCUCAGUGUGCUGUAUAGCUUAGAUUACUGGCAUUGUUCAUACAACUUGUCAUUACUUCGUUCUAACUUCCAUAAACACUGGUUAAUGGAUCAAGUGAAUUGCUAUUUAGAUCUAUUUGGAGAGAGGAAUUUUGUACAUUUAAGGAGUAUUUAACCAAUGUAGUUGUACUUGAGUUGCCACAUAGCCCACAAAGCAAUGUGCUUAAACUACAAAUUCUUGUCAUGCUCUUUCUAGCUUUUCUAUGUAGGUAGUCUCCAGUAUGCCUUGGUGCACUCGUGUGCACCAGACUUGGUGUUUGAUUCUUCUUAGAAAUGCACCUAUAGGGGGUUGGGGAUUUAGCUCAGUGGUAGAGCGCUUGCCUAGGAAGCGCAAGGCCCUGGGUUCGGUCCCCAGCUCCGAAAAAAAAAAAAAAAGAAAGAAAAAGAAAAAAAAGAAA